Molecule: messenger RNA, 3344 nt
Organism: Nerophis ophidion (straightnose pipefish)
Lineage: Eukaryota; Metazoa; Chordata; Actinopteri; Syngnathiformes; Syngnathidae
Gene: nfatc2a
Product: nuclear factor of activated T cells 2a
Exons: 10
Coding region: 260-2644 (794 amino acids)
Biological process (GO): cytokine production; regulation of transcription by RNA polymerase II; calcineurin-NFAT signaling cascade
Cellular component (GO): transcription regulator complex
Molecular function (GO): DNA-binding transcription factor activity, RNA polymerase II-specific; RNA polymerase II cis-regulatory region sequence-specific DNA binding; transcription factor binding
Source: RefSeq, a predicted model, not a curated record
GCGAGGGCGCCCAAACAGGAGGAAACACUGAGGAGGGAAUCCCGCUCUCCGGCAGCCUUGCAGCGUUAUAAACACAGCGAGCGGGGCAGGCACGCCGCUCUGAUGCUCCUCAGAGCCGCCGGACUCACCUCGGACUCUGCGCCUUCCACGCCGACUCUGCUCCUUCCACCAUGCGCUGAUUUAUGUCCCUCUCCUUUUUAUUUUUGCCUCUUUUUUUUUUUGACAUUUCUUCCACUUUUUCUUGUGAUUUGGUGUCCAGAUGUUCCGAGGGACUUGGAGGCUGGCCCAGUACCACAGCAUGAGGUCCGUGGAUCAAGAUGACCCCAAUCUGGCAUCGCACAAGAUCCUCAGUCCCGAGUCGGAGCAGGCCUUCCCCCUGGAGGAGGUCUCCCCGUACGCCAGCAUCAAGUCCUGCAGCCGGGCUUACAUCCACCACAACGCGGAGGUCCUGCCGGGUUACGACAGCCAGGAGGCGGGGUGCUACCUGGACGGCGCCCGGCCGGCGGUCUUGGCCUUGAGCCCGCGGAUUGAAAUCACUCCGUCGCGGGAGCACUACAACCACGCCGGGGACCCCCACCAGAACCAGCACCCCGGCGUCCACAGCCCCCGACCCACCCUCACCGUGCCCGGACACGACAGCCUGUCCUACCGGGAGCCCCAGUGCCUGAGCCCCGCCAGCAGCAACUCCUCCGCCAGCUGGCACUCGGAGAGCUACUCGCCCUGGGCGUCGCCCUGCGUCUCCCCCGGCAGCGGCCACAACGACCUGUGCCCGCGCAUGCAGAACAUCCACGCUGGCUCGCCGCGGACCUCCCCGGGCACCUCGCCCUGCGCCGGCCUAGCCGAGGACGGCUACCUGGGAGCGUGCUCCCCUUCCCCGCGUGCCGGCUCCCGCUCUGGCUCCCGCUCCGGCUCCCCGCAAGGCAAACGCACCUACGACAUGUACAAGAAUCCUUCCCUGGUGUCCGGGAUUCGCUCCCGCAGUCCGUCCCCGCACGGGGGCCAGGAGGACCACGGCAUGGGGGCCAACUACACCCCGGGCGGUCUGAAUGACUCCAUGAACGGUUUCGGCAGCAGUCUGCCUACUAAGAUGGUCAAGACCUCCAACCAGGUCUACACUCUGUACCCGGAGCACCACAGCGAGGGGAACUACUUGGUGUCAUGUGACCAGGACUUAAAGCUCGCGCCGGAGCCGUUCUUUGUCAUCCCGCCCGUCUGGCCCAAGCCACUGGUCUCCAGCAUCUGCAGCAUCCCGGUGGCGUCCCUGCCCCCUCUAGAGUGGCCCAUGCCGGCCCGCACGGACCACUACCAGCUCCACAUCGAGGUGCAGCCCAAACCGCACCACAGAGCUCACUACGAGACCGAGGGCAGCCGAGGUGCCGUCAAGGCCCACACGGAAGGACAUCCCGUGGUGCAGCUGCGAGGCUACAAGGGCAAAGAGCCGCUGGGCCUGCAGAUCUUCAUCGGCACGGCGGACGAGCGCAUCCUGAAGCCGCACGCCUUCUACCAGGUGCACCGCAUCACCGGCAAGACGGUCACCACCAACAGUUUGGAGAAGGUGGUCCACGGCACCAAAGUCCUGGAGAUCCCCCUGGAACCCAAGAACAACAUGAGGGCAAUCAUCGACUGCGCCGGCAUCCUGAAGCUGCGCAACGCCGACAUCGAGCUGCGGAAGGGCGAGACGGACGUGGGGCGUAAGAACACGCGCGUGCGGCUGGUGUUCCGCGUCCACAUACCCCAGCCGGGGGGGCAGCUGCUCUCCCUCCAAGUGGCCUCGCAUCCCGUCGAGUGCUCUCAGCGGUCCGCACACGAACUUCCCGUGGUGGAGAAGCAGGACUUGGACUGCUGCUCCGUGCUGGGAGGCCAGCAGAUGAUCCUGACCGGACAGAACUUCAGCUCCGACUCCAAGGUCUUGUUCGCCGAGAAAACACACGAUGGGAUGCAAAUGUGGGAGAGUGAAGCCACGGUGGACAAGGACAAGAGCCAGCCGAGCAUCCUGUUUGUGGAGGUGCCGCCUUACCGCCACUCCAGCGUCUGCCACGCCGUCAAAGUCACCUUCUGUGUGGUCAACGGGAAGAGGAAGCGCAGUCAACCUCAGCACUUCACCUACACGCCUCUGCCUUCUGCGUCCAUCAAGACCGAGCCCUUAGACGAGUACGACUCGGACCACGUGACCUUGGCCAUGAUGGGCGCCCCCCCCCACUCCUACUACCCCAGCCCACGCCCCAUCCUCCACCCAGAUCACGGCGUGGCGUCCUGCCAGCGUCUGGUCCCCGGCUUUGACCGCCAGAGCGUGGCCUUCAAGAGCGCCGCCUGCCAGCAGACCACCGGGACCCUGAUCCCGGACCCGCACCGCUCCGUCCUGGUCCGUGCCGGAUCCCCGGCGCACCCCCCCAUCAUCCGGUACUCCCCCACCAACCAGCACCAAGAGUCGCCCACCGUCUACUGCGGGUCCUACUCCCCGCCCCCUCCUCAGCAGUACACCACCGUCAUCCAGCAGCAGAAGGCCAGAGGACCCGGCGGGGACAGACCCAGGAGGGUGACGGUGAAGGAGGAGAACCUGGACCAGGCCUACCUCGAUGAUGGUGAGUUGAACGAGAUCAUCCGGAAGGACCUGACUGGCGUUCACGCUCGAGGGCAGUCGUAGGCCCGCCCCCUCUGAAGCAGGAAGUGACAUCACGCCCCCCUGGUGUACACACCCAGUCCCGCCCCCCUGCAGGCUUCUAGUCUUUUCCGCUCCAACCAACCAAAGAAGCAACAAUGAAUGUGCCUUUACCGUGAUGCUACGUAGCAUUAGCAUCCCAGACUGCUUUUGUUUACUUUUGAAGAACAUUCUGGUCCAUCAUCUCAACGACGACAAAGUGUACUUUAUUAUGACGGGAUGCUUUUCAAAUGCACUUUUUGGAGGAUUUGACUUUUACUUUUUCAUAAGAAAUAUGAAUGAAAUGUGCAUUUCCUAACAAACGUUGGACUUCUGCAACUUCUAUGCACGGCGUAAACACAAUUUGUUAGCACACUGUGGCUAAAUAGAAACAUACUUGCAGCUAAUUUUGUUCAAAAUCUGAUUUUUUUUUAAUAUAAAAAGCCUCUUAUUUUGUAACGUGUGUCCCUUUUGAGCCAUGGCAGCACAAGUGCGUCUAUUGAAUGUAAUCUACGCUCUUAUUUUGUAAAUAUUAACAUCUCAUAUGGAUGAAAUGGAUACUCAUACCGGGCAUCAUAUUUUUUUUUUCUUUUUGUAACAAAGAAGAGAUAAUUGUAUUUUAUAAAAUUGUAAAUGUAAUCUACGCUCUUAUUUUGUAAAUAUGAACAUCUCAUAUAAAUGAAAUAAAUACCGUGUUCAUACCACA